GAUUACAAAAGGUGCUACCCAAGGUAAUCAGGGAUCAGCAGAUGGCGUUUAUAGAGGGGAGACAACUUGUGGAUGGAGUUGUGAUUGCAAAUGAGAUUAUAGAUGAAGUUAAAAGAAGGAAGAAAAGAUGCCUCCUCUUCAAAGUUGACUUUGAGAAAGCAUAUGAUAAGAGAAGAUGGAUACAUGAAUGCCUAUCGUCAAGCUCGGUUUCUGUUCUCAUAAAUGGAAGUCCGACGAAACAGUUCCCGGUCAGCAAAGGCAUACGACAAGGUGACCCAUUGUCCCCUUUUCUAUUCUUGAUCGUUGCAGAGGGGUUGAGUGGACUAGUGUCCUCUGUAGUGGAGAAAAAAUUGUACAAGGGUGUCACGGUAGGUUUGAAGAUCAAUUUCGCGAAGAGCCAAUUGAUGGGGGUGGGGAUAGAGGAAAGCUGGAGAGUUGAAAUGGCAUACAGACUUUGUUGUAAAGAAGGGGAUUUCCCAUUUAAAUACUUGGGAAUCCCUAUUGGUGGAAAUAAUAGAAGAGUAGCAAUGUGGCAGCCAAUGGUUGACUCUUUUAAAAGGAAGUUAACUAGCUGGAAGGGAAGGCAUCUUUCUAUGGGAGGUCGCAUCACGCUCAUAAAUUCAAUGCUAUCUAGUCUGCCUGUGUUCUUGAUGUCAACCUACGUCAUCCCAAAAGAAAACAAAGAGGGUUUGUGGAAGAGCAUAAUUAUUGAGAAGUAUGGUAAAGGAGGUGGUCAUUGGCAGGAUUGGGAUAAAGAACACAGGGCAGCAAGCUCAAUAUGGUGGAGGGAUGUGUGUAGCCUUAAUACAGUGGAUAGGGAAAAUGUGGGAUGGUUGACCGAAGGUUUUAGGAUUAGCAUAGGGGAGGGAAAGGAGAGUACGUGCAAUCAAAUGGGCAAAAACAUAAAUGGAUCAUGGGAGUGGAAUCUAGUAUGGAGGAGAAAAUUGUUCAAUUGGGAAGCUGAAGAGGCCAAACAACUCCAAAGGAUGAUAACGGAUGUGAAGAUUUCACAAGGAAAGCCUGAUGCGUGGGAGUGGGUUCACGACGAGGAUGGUCAUUAUUCAACAAAGACGGCUUACUCAUUGUUGACACAAGAGCAAAGAGGAUCAAGGGGAACUGAAAUCUUUAGAAGAAUAUGGAACCCUCUAUUUCCAAGCAAAGUUUCAGCAUUCAAUUGGCAAUUGGUGCUAGACAGAAUUCCAACAAGGAUGAAUUUGUUAAGAAGAGGGAUUACUAAGGACAUGGAGGAAGGAAGGUGCGCUAUAUGUGGAGAAGCCGAUGAGAAUGCUGGGCAUCUAUUUUUAAAUUGCAAGUGUGCUCAUUGGAUAUGGAAAGCUUGUGCUAAAUGGUGGGGAGCUAAGAUAUCAUUCGGAACAAAUUGCAGGAACACUUUUCAAAAUUUUGGAGCAUGGACCAAGAAUAAACACACUAGAGAAGGAUGGAACUGUAUAUGGAAUACUGUUAUUUGGUCCAUAUGGCCGUCUCGAGACCAGAAAAUAUUUCAAGAUAAAGAGAUAAACCUGGGGAAACUAUUUGAACUCAUUCAACUAAGAUCCUUCCUAUGGAUUAAAGCAACAAAUGACAGGUAUGCCUUCAGUUUAACUGAUUGGCUAAUUAAUCCUAUUGUUUGUUUGAAAGUCACAAAUGGUUCAGGAAGGUUUCAUUGAGAAUUUAAUUGACUAUAGUGUUGUUCUUGAUCUAUGGGGUUAUUUAAGUUAUAAUCAAUGCAUGCUCAAUGA
Rubroshorea leprosula is the source of this 1739-nucleotide messenger RNA. Lineage: Eukaryota; Viridiplantae; Streptophyta; Magnoliopsida; Malvales; Dipterocarpaceae. The record is from the annotation of a GenBank genome assembly.